Messenger RNA from Schistosoma spindalis, 972 nucleotides. The record is from the annotation of a GenBank genome assembly. Lineage: Eukaryota; Metazoa; Platyhelminthes; Trematoda; Strigeidida; Schistosomatidae.
AUGACAACAAUUGAGUAUGGUGGAGGACCAUCAAUUGAGCAGCGUCGUGCGUUUGCAAACCUGGAAAGUGGUGGACAUGUGCCUGGAUAUAUGGGAUUUUGUCCACAAUUUAAAUAUAGAUAUGGUCAUACAUUUGGUAAAGAAACAUCAGAAAUAGCUAAAGAUCUUCCAUAUUAUUUUGGGCCAAGAAAUCAAGAACCCUAUUGUUAUUAUCCUGAUGAAUUCAGAUCUAAUUUUAAAGAUCAUAUUACUGAAAGAAUGUUACCAAAAGCAACAGGAGAUAAUAAAUAUACAGGAGAAAUGAUUCCAGGUUAUUCUGGUAAUAUACCUCAAAUGAAUUAUAAAUUUGGUCAAACCUAUCGUAAUCUAUCUAAUGAAUGUGUAGAUCAAUUCAUUAAAGAAUAUAAAUCAACUGAAAUGAAACAAAAUCAAUUAAAAGAAUCAUCUAAUUUAUUAACUAAUCUAUAUCCUAUAACAUAUAAUCCUUUCAUUAAAAAUCAUUUAAAUAUAUGGUCAGAUGAUAUGGUAAAAAACAACUCUAAUGUUAGCUUAAAUAAAUGUUCCAUUGAACCACCUAUACCAGGUUAUAAAGGUUUUAUUCCUUGUAUGGAUACAACAGAAAAUGGUUUAGCGAAACGUUUUCAUGAAGCUGCUCAAAGUAGUUUAGAAACAUUUAGAACUGAAUGUCAAAAUCAUUUUGAUCAUAUGAAUAUACCAAUGAAUAGAUUAGAUAUCUCUUCCCGUCCACAUAGUUCAAUACCAUAUAAACCAAAGAGUAAUUAUUAUAGUGCAAGAAUAUUUCAUCAAGAAGGUAUGAUACCAGAUUAUGAAGGUCAUAUUCAUGGUUAUCAAUAUCAUGUUGGUAAAAAUUUUGGGAAUACAACACGAGAUUUAGAAGUAUGCGCCCAUCCAUAUUCAUGUUAUGGAGAAUAUGUAAAAAUAAAAAAUUCAACAUCAAAAUAUCUUUCAUAA